AUGUCUGACUAUGAAGUUUCGUUGGUGAACGACAAUAUGCAGGAGUUCUAUGUGAUCUUCAAAGGUCCGGAAGAAACUCCGUUCGCAAACGGAUUAUGGAAGAUUCACGUCGAAUUACCUGACCAAUAUCCUUAUAAAUCACCCAGUAUUGGCUUCAUGAAUAAGAUAUUUCACCCGAACAUCGACGAACUGAGUGGUUCUGUCUGUUUGGAUGUCAUAAAUCAAACAUGGUCACCAAUGUUUGACAUGAUCAACAUCUUCGAAGUCUUUCUACCGCAACUAUUACGUUACCCCAACCCUAAUGACCCCUUGAACGGUGAGGCCGCCGCUUUACUUAUGCGGCACCCUACGGAGUACGAGGCGAAGGUGAAAGAUUACGUGCAACGGUUCGCAACCAAGGAGGCUGCAACUGCUUCCGACGAUAAGGGAGACGACGAAGACGAAGAAAUGAGUGACAUUGGCAGCAUCAGUGACGGCGAGUGA
This is a messenger RNA of Marasmius oreades (fairy-ring Marasmius), 483 nucleotides long. RefSeq names its product Ubiquitin-conjugating enzyme E2 8 (gene UBC8). The coding region runs from base 1 to 483 and encodes 160 amino acids. Gene Ontology annotation, molecular function: ubiquitin conjugating enzyme activity. The record is from RefSeq and is a predicted model, not a curated record. NCBI's taxonomy places the organism in Eukaryota, Fungi, Basidiomycota, Agaricomycetes, Agaricales, Marasmiaceae. The transcript is spliced from 5 exons. Gene Ontology annotation, cellular component: nucleus. Gene Ontology annotation, biological process: ubiquitin-dependent protein catabolic process; protein polyubiquitination.